Messenger RNA from Nerophis lumbriciformis (worm pipefish), 1037 nucleotides. Lineage: Eukaryota; Metazoa; Chordata; Actinopteri; Syngnathiformes; Syngnathidae. The record is from RefSeq and is a predicted model, not a curated record.
CCAAGUGGAUGGUAUGAUGAUGGGAUGGUUUUCUGGCCCAACUAUAAAAACACCGACAGAAUUAAAAGGGCCGCUUUAAAUGAGGAGCAGCAUGAGUCACACUGGCCAAGAUUUGACGUUUCUGUUGUCCGAACUUGUGACAACUACAAAGACGCAUUAAAAAUAAUGCAGCAAUAUGGAAAGGGCUGCGACACCUCAGACCUGCAAUCUGAGGCAGAGAAUGAGGAGCUGCCAGAAAAAAAGGAGCAGGAAGCCAGUCCAUCGUCUCGGGGACUCGGAUGAUAGCGAAGAAGACCCGGGAAAUAGUGACCUCGCAUCUCUGGGGUCGGCAAGCCAAUUGCACAGGCAGACUCCACCGUCUCGCCGAGUGCCAGCAAGAGUCGUGAGUACCUGUCAACUCGACUCCUCAACUGGAGAUAACUUUCUAGCACCUCACCAUGGGGAAGGACGUACUCAUAUGCCCUCACCAGCACCUGCAUUAAACAUGCAGAGAGUUACACAAGGAACGGCAGUCCCUCCUCGACUCCCUCCACCCCACGCACCACCUCUCAACAUGUGGCAGACACAGGAGCCUGGAUCCAGCCUGGCCUACAGGCCAACAUGGCGAGGGGGGAGAAUGGCUGACAACAUUCCCUGCUCUGCGGCUGAGGUCCACAUCCUUAGCCUGCUGGAAAAUAUUAAGCACACCCAAGACCAGCUGAUGGCGAAGAGUUCUUCUUUGGCCACCAUUGGAGGCCACAAUGUGAAGCGGGUGACCUGGAACAUCCUGGGCAGGAUGUUCACAGAUGAGGUUUCACAUCAGAUAAAUUGGAAGGGCGUCAACAACAAAAAGGCCUUUAGCAGGAUGGCAACAAAGACCUUGCUUUUCAGUAAGUAUAUAAUUCAAAGUAAUAUUACAUACGUUCAAAGUCAAUAGUGGGGGCAGCCUUAAAAAUCGUAGCAACCAUCAUACCUGUAGCUGCUCCCAAACUUAUUCUCUUGGUCAGAUUAACGUAACGCUUCAACUGAUGUUUGUCGACAUCCUUUAUUGAGCCUUG